Diabrotica balteata is the source of this 786-nucleotide messenger RNA. The record is from the annotation of a GenBank genome assembly. Lineage: Eukaryota; Metazoa; Arthropoda; Insecta; Coleoptera; Chrysomelidae.
AUGUUUGUAUUUUUUUUCCAGCAAUUUAGAAAUAGUCCAGUAACUGCUUCGUCAAUUUCUGAUCUGGAUCAUGGUCACGUCAAUCCGAUUGCCAACGGAGAAUUUACCAUAUUUUCUCCCUUAUCCACACACUACAAUAACAACGUUUUCCACGCAAACGAGACAAAGACAAAAGCUGUUGAAGAUUCUUUAGCAAAUAGUUAUGACAUCAGCAGUUGGUUUGGUCCAGGCGAAAAAGAUUUUCCUAGAACCAGGUUGAAAUAUAUUAAAGAAUUGGGAUCAGGAUGGUUUGGAAAGGGUGAUUUAAAGGUUUACUUGAAAUCGCAAAAGGCCAAUGCCGAGCAAUUUCUUUCGACGGAUUAUCCAUUGUUGUGGUGUCAUCAAUUAGCAUCGGCUUUGAAACACCUUCACGAACAUGACAUCGUGCAUCCGGACUUAGCUAGUAGAAAUUGCCAACUGACCUCAACCCUCAACUUAAAAUUGGGUGACUAUGGUCUGGGUCCGUUCAAAUACCCCUCAGACUAUUACCAAGGCCAACCCGCUGUUCCUGUCCGUUGGUGUGCUCCUGAAUCUCUCGCCUGUACGCACACCACCAUCCAACCGAAAAGACUUACUCCCGAAGCCAAUGUUUGGUCGUUGGCUGUGACAAUGUGGGAGAUAUGCGAGUGUGGCGAACAACCUUACUGGUCACUCACGGAUGAUGAAGUGAUUUCCCAAGUUUUGGGAGCUGCAGCCGUGAGAUUGGAAAGGCCUACGUGUUUGGUGCUCUAUACGGACUAUAUGUAA